AUGGCGGGCGAAACUACCACAACACAGAUCAAGCUGCGUUCGGCAUGCAAUCAAUGCCAUUUUUCCAAGGUCAGAUGUAGUGGAGAGAAAACUGGGUGUAGUCGUUGUCUGAACCUAGGGUACACAUGUGUUUAUGUUGAGUCUCGCGUGGGAAAGGUGCAAGGAAAUCGAGCUCGACGUCAAGAGCCUGCCCCGUCCGAAGCCAGCAGCAUAGCAUCUCAGAACACGAGCACGGCCGAGCUCACUGCCAGCACCUCUUCUCCCUCCCACACAUCGACCGCGGCCACCAGCCCCGCCGUGAUCGAGCCAGGGUUUCCAGGACUUGCGCUCGACGAGUACAUCGUGUCGACCGAGGCCGGAGUUGCGGAGGAAGCCCUGCAUCACCUCAACGACACGUCGAAACCCGACGAAUGCUCGUUGCAGUGGGGAUUCGAGGACCUCCCUUCGGUAGGAAGCGGGGUGGAUUGCGCCUCCAAUGCGGGGAUACAUUUUCCUCACGACGCCACGGCCGACUCCAGAUUUGUCUCGAUGUUUCACGACUCCACCCCGUUGUCGCAUCCGGGCUCGUCACUCUUGUACGGCAGCCAUAGGGACCAGCCCCUACACCGUGGCGGCGGCCAUUCCCGUUCCCCGCUUCAACACUCUGGAAGUUCUACUCGCUUAUCAUCGUCUCAUGCGGAUCCACUCCAUGCCCACCGGCGCAGCUCGGUCCAGCGCAUGGUAAGCUGCGUGGAGUUGGUGGAUGGGCUCGAGUACUACAUUCACAUGCGGGUGAUGGCGAUUGACGAGAUCAUGCGCAUGAACAAACACUGCAUGACGCAGGUCCUUGGGUAUUUGGAUUGGGAAAAGAACAAUCCCAAUAUGAGCCUCCUCACAUUGAAUUGUCUGGUCGUCCACUAUGUAGUGACGCUCUUCGAAAGCGCCUCGACGCAGGUAUUUCUGUCCUCGUGCAACGUGCACGAAUCAUCUCCGGGCAGUCUAUCGUCGACCCACUUUGGAAACUACUGCCUCGACCCGGAUCAACAGAUCGACAUUCAGGUGCAGAUCUUCCUGAAGGAGCUGCAGCGAUGUAGUCAGCUUGUCGAUAUGCUGGCCAGCCAUGGCUCCCACCUUCGAGAUGGCUCUCACUAUUUCAGCUUAGUCUAUCCAGCUUGGUCUGAGGGACUACGGGCGAGGCUCUCGGCUCUCCGCGAGGCUGUGAAGACAAAAUGA
Molecule: messenger RNA, 1212 nt
Organism: Penicillium cataractarum
Lineage: Eukaryota; Fungi; Ascomycota; Eurotiomycetes; Eurotiales; Aspergillaceae
Product: Zn(II)2Cys6 transcription factor domain-containing protein
Exons: 2
Coding region: 1-1212 (403 amino acids)
Biological process (GO): regulation of DNA-templated transcription
Molecular function (GO): zinc ion binding; DNA-binding transcription factor activity, RNA polymerase II-specific
Source: RefSeq, a predicted model, not a curated record